Molecule: messenger RNA, 933 nt
Organism: Penicillium canariense
Lineage: Eukaryota; Fungi; Ascomycota; Eurotiomycetes; Eurotiales; Aspergillaceae
Exons: 3
Source: RefSeq, a predicted model, not a curated record
AUGAAGAGCUUCUUCACCCUCGCAGCUUUUGCUGUUGGUACUCAUGCCCUUGCGAGCCGCGCUGCAAGCUGUUGCUUCCACUUAACCGCCUCUGGUGGCUCCUCCGGCUCGGUGGGUCAGCUCAGUGACGGACAAAACCGCAUCGGCGAUAAUAGCCUAUCUCCCGCGGAGUUUUGUAUCAGCUCGGAUGGCUCCAUUACCGAUGGCAGUGGCCGUGGAUGUAUUCUAACUCCGCCGACUACUCAGUUCCAGUGUGACGUGGGUGCCACUCCCACUUCGGGCUUCUCCAUUAGCUCCACUGGAAUGCUGCAGUUCCAAGGAAGUUCGACUUUCUUCUCCUGCCAGACUGGCCAGAACGGCGGUUCGAACAUCCAUACCACCUUGAGUUCCGCUCUCAGCGAUUGUCAAACCAUUGAAUUAACAGCCGACUCUUGCAUUCCCUCGACCUCGACUUCGCCUGCUCAAAACAGCUGUCCCACCACUCUAACCUCAGGAAACUUUGAGUUUCCUCACUUGAUCACCCCGAUUGACUCGUCGUCUCCUAAUACCGCCCACAGCACCCAGUUCAACGGCAAAGUGACCUCAACCGUCUCCAGCAUCUUCAACUUUGACAUUCCCCAGGCCGACUCCGGCAAGACUUGCAGUUUGGUCUUCCUCUUCCCCCAGAAAGCCGAUCUGCAAACCUCGUCUUUCACCUUUAGCGGUGACGGUAAGAUCGAUUUUGCCAAGCUAUCUCAACCUGCCUCGAGCUCCACGACCUUUAAUAAUGCUCCGUCCGUCUCCGCUGACCUGGGAACAAUCACCGUUUCCCCUGGCAACUCGUUUGUUGUCUCAACCUUCUCUUGCCCUGCCGGUCAGACUGUUGCCUUCGAGAUGAAGAACGCUGGCAGCACUAAUCUGGAGUUCUUUGAGGAUUUCAAUCCCGCUCCUAUU